This is a messenger RNA of Microbotryum saponariae, 561 nucleotides long. The record is from the annotation of a GenBank genome assembly. NCBI's taxonomy places the organism in Eukaryota, Fungi, Basidiomycota, Microbotryomycetes, Microbotryales, Microbotryaceae.
AUGCGAUCCGUCCUGCGCGCGAGCCGAGCGCUACGCCAAGCGAUGCCUUCCACGACCACGCCGGCUGCGCCUACGCACAUCCCGCGCACCAAACUCACCACCAACGUCGUCGGUCUAUCCGUGCACAACGAGCCCCUCCCCACCCUGAAACAUACCCUCGAAGCGACCCUCUCCGUCGUACAACAGAUGCCCCAAGGCGCGGUCUACCGUCGUUCGGUCGAGGCGAACACCCACGAGCGACUGAACGUGUUGGCCAAAUUCGGGGGUCAGGGAUCGGAAUCGGAUUUGGAAUCGGUCGAGAGGGAGAUUGGGUUGGGGGGGAUCGAGGAGGUGAUGCAGAUUGCCGAGGAUGAGUAUAGGUUGGCGGCCAAGAUGUUGGAGUGGAAGGCGUGAGUGGCUAUCGGUCGGGGUUCAGAGCGAAUGCGAGUUACGGUGGCUGAUCGAUACGGAGAUCCUGUUUGUGCUUGCAGGUGGGAGGAACUCGAGGUGACGCCCGCAAAGGACCAAUGGGUUCAGUUCAAGCAGACACCUUCGACCACAAUGCCGGACGACCUCAAGUGA